CGGACUGAAAGGCUGGAGUAGGAAAACACAGCCGUGUCUCCCCAAAUGCAAGAUCCAGUGCCCGAACUGCAUCCUGAAAAAUCUUUAAACACCAGCACAAGAAUGUCACGGAAGAAUUCCAGAGAAACUAAAAAAGUCAAUGUUUCCAGUUCCUUGGAGUCUGAAGAUAUUAGUUUGGAGACGACACUGCCGACUGAUGAUAUCUCCUCCUCGGAAGAACGGGAGGGGACCAUCAAAAUUACCCGGCAGCUGAUAGAACGGAAGGAGCUGCUUCAUCAUCUCCAGUUGCUGAAAAUAGAGCUUUCCCAGAAGAAAUUGAUGGUAGACAACAUGAAAGUGGAGUACCUGACAAAAAUUGAAGAACUAGAAGAAAGACUUAAUGAUGCUCUCCAUGAAAAGCAGCUGCUAUCUUUGCGACUAGAUAACCAACUGGCAUUACAGCAGGAAGAUGCUCGGAAACAUCAGGAAUUAAUGAAACAAGAGAUGGAAACCAUCUUGCUGCAUCAGAAGCAACUAGAGGAGACCAAUCAUCAGUUACGAGAGCGGGCAGGAGACAUCCGUCGCAACUUACGUGACCUUGAACUGACUGAGGAACACUAUUCCAGACUCAAAUCCCUUCCUGAGGAUGAACUUUCACUUCCUGAAUAUGUGUCCACUAGAUUCCACGAGGCAGUGCAUCCCUUAAAAAAAGAACUAAAUGAGCUGCAGGUGAAAAGGGAGCUGUUAACAGAAGAACUGAACGAUUGCAAAUCUCAGCUGAAAAAUCUGAUGGAGAGUUAUGAAACAGAGAGAAGAAAUCGAUCAGAGCUAGACAUUCGAUGUCAACGUUUAGCACUCGAACUAGCAGACACAAAGCAAAUGGUUCAUCAAGGAGACUAUAGGCAAGAGAAUUAUGAUAAAGUAAAAUGUGAGCGGGAUGCAUUUGAACACGACUUGUCGGAACUCCGAAGGAAAUACGAAAUACUAGAAGUGUCUCACACAGCACUAACCAAAGAAAGAAACGAUUUAUCAAAAGAGGUUGCGAGUUUACAGCAGUCUGUUACCUUGCUACAAAAGGAUAAGGAUUAUCUCAACCGUCAAAACAUGGAGCUCAAUGUUCGCUGUGCUCAUGAAGAAGAUCGUCUGGAAAGGCUUCAGGUUCAGCUAGAAGAUGCCAAAAAGACCAGGGAGGAGAUGUAUGAGAAAUAUGUGGCAUCCAGAGACCAUUAUAAAACAGAAUAUGAAAACAAACUUCAUGAUGAACUGGAACAAAUAAGGCUGAAAACAGCCCAAGAGAUAGAGCAUCUUCGAACAGCUACCAAGGAAAUGUAUGAACGCGAAAAUAGAAAUUUGAGAGAAGCAAGAGACAAUGCUGUGACUGAAAAAGAGAGAGCUGUUGCGAGUGAAAAAGAUGCAUUUGGAAAAUACGAGCAGCUUUUAGAACAGUAUCGGCAGCUGCAGCUCAGCACAGAAAGCAAAGUGGCGGAACUCCUCCACCAGAAUAAAUUAAAGUCCUUUGAAAGCGAGCGCACGCAGCUCAUGCAAGAGGAAACCUCCAAGAAUCUUUCACAGUGUCAGCUGGAGUGUGAGAAGUACCAGCGAAAACUGGAAGUUUUAACCAAAGAAUUUUACAGUCUUCAAGCAGCCAGUGAGAAGCAGAUUUUGGAACUUCAGUCGCAAAAUUCUGACUACCAGGCAAGACUCGACACAUAUGAAAAACUGGAAAAAGAGCUGGACGAGAUUAUAAUGCAAACGGCAGAACUGGAAGACGAAGAUGAAGCAGAGCGAGUUCUGUUCUCCUAUGGAUAUGGAGCUAACGUUCCCACUACAGCCAAAAGACGGUUGAAACAAAGCGUCCAUUUGGCAAGAAGGCUGCUGCGGCUAGAGAAGCAGAACUCCUUACUCACCAAAGACCUGGAGCGCCAGAAGGAGCAAGGAACCCGGAUUUCACAAGAGCUGGACAGAGCAAAUUCUUUGCUGAAUCAAGUCCAACAGCCUUAUAGAUACCUGAUUGAAUCUGUGCAACAGAGAGAUGCUGAGAUACUUUUGCAGAAAGAACAUAUUGUGCAACUUGAGAAGGACGUUGGCCUUUUAAAUAAAGAAAAGACAGCUUUGCUGCGUGUCAAGAAUCAAAUGGCAGCAGAUUUAGAAAGGCUUCUAAAUCACCGUGAGGAACUUGCUGUGAUGAAACAGAUGUUGAUAAAUCUUCAUGGGAAACCCCAUGGAGACACUUUGCCUCAGAAAAAGGUUCGAAGUCCGCCGGCAAAAGCCCAAUCGAAUUCGUCGGUCAAUUUGCCUUUAGAGCGCGAGGCAGAAAACGUGUUUGUGCCCAAACCAACAUUAUUUACAAAUAAAGCACCACCACCAUGGCUGAAGAAGGUGAAGCAGAAAAAAAACCAGUAGUCCAGUAACCUGAAGAAGUAAAUGUUGGUUGCAUUCAUGUUAUGAACACUUUUUAAACGAAAUACUUAAGCAACAUUGAUGUCUGAUUUUGUAUUUUUACACUAUCUUUGCAGUAAACGGCAUUAAGGACUCUUGUUGAAAAAUAAAUAACUAA
Molecule: messenger RNA, 2536 nt
Organism: Gekko japonicus
Lineage: Eukaryota; Metazoa; Chordata; Lepidosauria; Squamata; Gekkonidae
Gene: PIBF1
Product: progesterone immunomodulatory binding factor 1
Exons: 18
Coding region: 46-2382 (778 amino acids)
Biological process (GO): cilium assembly
Cellular component (GO): centriolar satellite
Source: RefSeq, a predicted model, not a curated record